Danio rerio (zebrafish) is the source of this 1045-nucleotide messenger RNA. It is a transcript of the gene cnep1r1, whose product is annotated as CTD nuclear envelope phosphatase 1 regulatory subunit 1. The record is from RefSeq and is marked provisional. Gene Ontology annotation, cellular component: cytoplasm; nuclear membrane; Nem1-Spo7 phosphatase complex. Lineage: Eukaryota; Metazoa; Chordata; Actinopteri; Cypriniformes; Danionidae.
GUGUCCGCAGGCCUGAGCUGAGCGAGCAGCACCGGGGAAGAGCAAUGAAUUCAUUAGAACAAGCUGAAGACCUGAAGGCUUUUGAGAGAAGAUUGACUGAGUAUGUGUCUUGUUUGCAGCCGGCUACUGGUCGUUGGCGAAUGAUUUUGAUUGUGGUAUCUGUGUGCACGGCUACAGGAGCCUGGAACUGGCUAAUUGAUCCAGACACCCAGAAAGUUUCUUUUUUCUCGUCUUUAUGGAAUCAUCCGUUUUUCACUAUCAGCUGCGUGACUCUCAUUGGCCUCUUUUUUGCUGGAAUACACAAGCGAGUUGUUGCACCAUCUAUAAUUGCUGCACGCUGCCGGACAGUACUAGCAGAAUAUAACAUGUCCUGUGACGAUACCGGGAAACUUAUUUUGAAACCACGACCUCAUAUCCAAUAGCACAGAAGAGACAAAGAAGCAUAGUAUUUCAUAUCAACUUAUUAAUCAUCAAGAUUGCACAUAGGCCUAAAUGCCAGGAGAUCCAAAGCGUCUGGAGGUCUGUCUCCAAAUGUGACUCUAACUGCCCUCUGCAAUUUAUGAAGAAGCAACGGAAGCUCAAAAGGAAACCCCAUUUUGAACAGAACGUUGCUGAUUUUUAGAAAACAUCCUUCUUAUUCUGUUGGAAGAUUUCAAUUUUACUUGAUUGUGGAUUUUGAUGUCUUCAUUUGUAAUUCCGUGGUCCUGUUUUAGAUGCAUACGGUGUAUGUAUUUUUAAGUUAAUUGCUGAACACGAUAAUAAAUACUAAAUGUAGAUAUUUGUUCAACUUAAUCUGGUUUUUACCUAUAGGAAACGUAUAUUUAUGCCUAUGACAUGAUGUGCUGCUUUUGUUUUUUUUAAGUACUUUUAUGCAACCAAAGGCUGCACUAGUUGUUUAAGAUAAAAGGGAAACAGGCAAAUGAUAUCUUAAGUGAGUGUCAAUGUUGACUCAGAUUUUAUUUACUGUCACUUAAGAAGUAAAAAUCUACAAGAAUGUCUUUAAGUGAACUGUGUUGGCAAUAAUAAAAGUUGUUUGUUUUAUGGA